CAUCUGUCACCGCUGGCAGUUUGGGCAAAGCCCAUGCUGAGAGCUCAGGAGGACCCUUGAAACACAGGGAACCCAGUGGAAAGAGCUGAAUUGUGGAUUCUAGUAGAUCUUCUGGAAGGUCUCCUGGGCUGUAGGCCAGAAUCCUUAAGGAGCUGGAAUCUCCCUUGCCUUGGGGAAGAUGAAGACUCGGGCCCGCCAGCAGCCCUGUCUUCUGAAAGGGAAGAAGAGAUGGUUUUUGUGGGCCCUCAGCGGCUUCCUCUUCCUGCUCUCAGCGACCAUGACUGGCUGCUUCCUGUGGCAGUACUACCUCCCCAAGCUGCAGGCUGGUUCCUUGAAGCCAGAGGUGCCCCCAGCCCCGGUGAGGAUGUGUCCCAGGCACCCUGAGCUUGUGCCUCUUGCUCACCCCCUGCCAGUGCUGAAAGAGGCCUUGGAGAAGGUGGAUGGGAUUCUGCGUAAGGCGAUGUUGGCCCCAGGCCUGGCUGCCAUGUCUGCCCUGGUCAUCCAUAAUGACACUGUGCUCUGGACUGGGAACUUCGGAAGGAAGAACGGCUCAGAUCCAAAUUCUGGAACCCCUAAUGAGUAUACCAUGUACCGGAUUGCCAGCAUCUCCAAGAUCUUCCCUGUCCUGAUGCUCUAUCGCCUGUGGGAGGAGGGCAUCGUGGACUCUUUGGAUGAUCCUCUGGAGCGCUAUGCCAGCACAUUCUCCAUCAACAACCCGUUGGGCACAGCCCAAGGCUCUGAAACACAGGACCCAACGGGGGAAUUUGAAGAGAUGGGCUCCCUCCCAAAGCCAUCCCCUGUCACUCUCCGGAGGAUGGCCAGUCAGUUGUCAGGACUGCCCCGAAGGCUCCGGGGCACUUCACUGCUGUGGAGAGGCAGCACCCAGGAGGCUCUGAGCCUGCUUAAGGAUGACGUCCUGGUGGCUGACCCAGGAACCAGAUGCCACUACAGCACGCUGGCCUUCUCUCUCCUAGCCCAUGUGCUGGCUGCGCACAGGGCACAGGGCGACUACGAGCGCUGGGUGUCUGAGCAGGUGCUGGAACCGCUGGGGAUGAGUGACACCGGCUUUGCACUGACGGGAGCAGUGCGUGCUCGUCUGGCUGCUGGCUUCUACGGUAGCGGCAGGUCCGCCCCGCUCUACGAUCUGGGCUGGUACCGGCCAUCGGGCCAGAUGUACUCCACAGCUGCAGACCUGGCCAGGCUUGCGGCUGCGCUCCUGGGUGCAGGACCCCGACGGCUGCUACGACCGGACAGCCUGGCCACACUGCUAGCACCCCUGCGCGCCUGCGCCCACGGCUACUUUGCUAGUGAAACCGGCACACCCUGGGAGUUCCACGAGAGGCGCGGAUACCGCGUGGCGCGCAAGGAUGGCGACUUGGACGGCUAUGCCGCCAGCCUGGCGCUCGUGCCACCGCUGCGCUUGGGAUUUGUGCUGUUGCUGGCCGGGCCUCGCCCUCCCACGCGCGACCUGGUGGCCGACGCCCUGGAUACGCUGCUGCCGGCCCUGGAGCGCGCCUUGCGCGAGGCGGAGCUUGCCCCCGCGCCCCCGCCCCGCGCGCGCCCGUUCGCCGGCUUCUUCACCUUCGCUAACCGCACCUUUUACGAGGUGCGCGCCGCCGGGCCGCGUGGCGAGCUGCGCUUGCGCCAGUUUGGGCCGCGCGUGGAGGCGCUCGUGCCCGCCGCCUUCCGAUCGCUCGCUCUGCGCCACGUGCGCGGCCGCGUCUUCCAGCUGCACGUGGCGCGCGCGUUCCCGUGCACGCUGCCGCUAGCAGACGCCUGGCUGUCCCUGGAGGCCCAGCACGGGCAGCUGGUGCGGUUCUACCCGCUGGAUCGUCACGGGCUGGCGCCAGGCUUCGACGUACCGGGCCUCAACACCUACGGAGUGCUGCGCCUGCCACGCAGGCCGGUGUUCGGCUCCCAGUGAGCUGGGCAUCCCCACGCGCGCGCGUCCACACAUGCCUUUGCGUCGCCCACGCUUGCAACCCUCCGCUUACCUCCAGCCUGCCCACGCCCACCUGCAGCUCUCCUCUUAUCUGCAGCCUCCCGGUCCUCUCCAAUCCCUCCGGCACCUCCCCCCAACCCCGUAGCUUCUCAAGCGUGCAGCCUCUCUCACCCCACACUGCCUGACACCUUCUUGCUUCUCCCCAAACCCCCUCUGCAUUUACAACCCUCUCUGCAUUUAGCCUCACGCCACUUCAGCCUCUUCACACCUGCAACCUCCCCUGUAUGGUGUCUCUCCCACUCCAGCGGUCCCCUUCCUCCAGCUUCCUACCCGUGCUUGGCAGGGAGGCUAACCGGAGAACACAGUAGUUGGCAAAGUUGGGUCUUCUUGGACCACAGCUGGUUUCAAACUCCUUU
Mastomys coucha (southern multimammate mouse) is the source of this 2358-nucleotide messenger RNA. It is a transcript of the gene Lactbl1, whose product is annotated as lactamase beta like 1. NCBI's taxonomy places the organism in Eukaryota, Metazoa, Chordata, Mammalia, Rodentia, Muridae. The transcript is spliced from 8 exons. The record is from RefSeq and is a predicted model, not a curated record. Bases 179 to 1924 code for a protein of 581 amino acids.